Messenger RNA from Sinocyclocheilus rhinocerous, 1914 nucleotides. Its product is annotated as DBH-like monooxygenase protein 2 homolog. NCBI's taxonomy places the organism in Eukaryota, Metazoa, Chordata, Actinopteri, Cypriniformes, Cyprinidae. The record is from RefSeq and is a predicted model, not a curated record. Gene Ontology annotation, biological process: octopamine biosynthetic process; norepinephrine biosynthetic process; dopamine catabolic process. Bases 1 to 1914 code for a protein of 637 amino acids. The transcript has 15 exons. Gene Ontology annotation, cellular component: secretory granule membrane. Gene Ontology annotation, molecular function: dopamine beta-monooxygenase activity; copper ion binding.
AUGGUCAUAUUAUCUCUUGUUCUGCUUUUGCUUUCAGUCCAGUGGUCCUGGGCUCAGGAAGACCCUCUUCUGCCUUUCUCUGAACACCUGGACCUCGAGCACAAGGUGCGGCUGAAGUGGGGAUUUGAUAAGAUCAAGGGCACAAUCUUGUUCGAGCUCACGGUCAACACCAGCGGCUGGGUCGGUUUUGGCUUCAGCCCCAAAGGAGGAAUGACUGGAGCCGAUAUCGUCAUUGGAGGAGUUGGACCCAAAGGCAUUUACUUCACGGAUCGUCAUGCUGUGGGAAAAUCAAUUCCUUUGGUUGACAAGCAACAGAACUACAAACUCCUGUCUCUGAAAGAGUCUGAUGGGAAAACAGUCAUGAAGUUUCAGAGGUCCAUUGGUUCCUGUGAUGAAAAUGAUUUACCCAUCACUAAUCUCCCCAUGAAGCUGAUCUAUGCGUACGGACAGACCGAUGAAAUCAUGUACCACAGCACCCGAAGAGGCACAAAGCAGCUGAACCUGUUGAAGUACAUGCCUCGGGUCAACCUUCCAAACAGCAACUUUUUUGACAUAACUAUGGUCAAUUUCACUGUACCAGCCAACCAUACCUACUAUCACUGCAAGAUCAUGAAAGCCCCAACAUUUGAUCGCAAACAGCACAUUUAUCGCAUUGAGCCGGUGAUCACAAACAUUGACGUCAUGCAUCAUCUCGUGCUGUACCGUUGCCCUCCGAGCGUGACCGAGCCGCUUGAGGUGGAGUGUUAUACUGGGAUGGAUACAAAGUGUAUAGAGGCCGUGGCUGUGUGGGGAGUUGGCGGAGGGGCUUUUGAAUUUCCUGAAGUGGCAGGACUACCAAUUGGAGGAAAUGUUGGGGAUUUUUUCUACAGGCUUGAAGUGCAUUACAACAACCCCAAUAAAAGUGCAGGUCGAGUUGAUAACUCAGGUCUGCGAUUCUAUUACACAUCUAAACUCCGUCAGCACGAUGCAGGUGUUCUGAUAACAGGGCUUGCGGUGGCCCCUGGGUACGCCAUCCCACCCAAAGCCAAAUCCUUCCUCACGUACGGCCUGUGUGACACUGCUUAUAUUCCAAAGGUUCUGGAGACGCCACAUGAUCUUCAGGUGUUCUCUUUGAUGCUGCACACACACUUAGCUGGACGGAAGGUGCGAGUCGGACACUUCAGAGGAGGUAAACAGAUCGAUUUCCUAGCUGCGGAUGAAAACUAUGAUUUUGAAUAUCAAGAAGCGACCAAUUUGGGUAAAACUAAGACAGUGAAGUUGGGUGACAAAUUGCUGGUGGAGUGCACCUAUGAUACUGAAAAACGCAGCACACUCACAUGGGGGGCAUACUCAACUUCAGAUGAGAUGUGUUUGGCCUUCCUCUUCUACUAUCCAGCUAUGAAUCUGGGCACCUGUGUGAGCCUCCCUAAUGCAACUACUUUAAUAUCUAAGAUGGGAGCAAAAGAUACAGCUACUUGGCUCAAUAUGAUGUUCACGAAGACUUGGAAUGACAUGUCUAUCAACCAAUACCAACAAACACUGAAGAGAAUCGACCAGCUCGUCUGGAUCAUUAACUCGAAUAACAACAUAUCAAGCAACACAGGGCUGAUUCCUGACUUCACAGUCAUCCCGUCUGCACCCUGCAUGAGCGACAGUGCCACCAAGAGUCUUGCUUUGCCAUCAGGUACUUGGCGCAAUAUGAUGCUCAUGAAGACUUGGAAUGACAUGUCUAUCAACCAAUACCAACAAACACUGAAGAGAAUCGACCAGCUCAUCUGGAUCAUUAACUCGAAUAACAACAUGUCAAGCAACACAGGGCUGAUUCCUGACUUCACAGUCAUCCCGUCUGCACCCUGCAUGAGCGACAGUGCCACCAAGAGUCUUGCUUUGCUAUCGCUGCUCCUCUGUUUGGCAGUGCAGUGGGCAUCCUUUUGA